UCGACUACUCCACACCUGAAAAUCCGAAGGUUUGUUUGUUGCAGAAACACACCACGCCGUCGACUGCUUCAACCCAGCCGUUGCCGUUACCGUUGCCGGUGCCGUUUUCAUCGUCGAUUGCUGCGACCCUUGCCGUUGAGGAAGACCAAUCAGAUUGCAAGCUUGGCGUCUCCUUCUGUCCACGGCGCCGAAAGUCUAUUAGAAUUAGAACUGGGCGUCUUCUCUCCGUUGCCAAUUCAGAAACAGCCAUGGCCUCUGCUCCUUCCAAGCUCUAUGCAGAUGAUGUUAGCCUGUUAGUGGUUUUACUGGAUACAAAUCCAUUUUUCUGGAGCACAUAUUCUCUCCCAUUCUCCAAGUUCCUCUCUCAUGUACUUGCUUUUCUGAACUCCAUUUUAGUUCUGAAUCAACUUAAUGAGGUUGUGGUCAUUGGUACCGGAUAUGCUUCAUGCAAGUAUCUAUACAACUCGUCUUCUUACUCAAAUCGUAGCCUUGAAGAUGGUAGAAUGCCUGCACUUUGCACUCGUUUAUUGAAUAAUUUGGAGGAAUUCAUGAUUGGGGAUGAGCAGUCAAUCAAGGAAGACCCCAGAGAAGGGACCAUGUCUUCACUUCUUUCUGGAUCGCUAUCCAUGGCUUUGUGUUAUUUACAGAAAGUUUUCCGAUCUGGAUCUCUCCAUCCCCAUCCUCGGAUCCUUUGCUUGCAGGGAUCCCCAGAUGGACCUGAACAAUAUGUUGCAAUCAUGAAUUCCAUCUUUUCUGCUCAGCGUUCAAUGGUUCCUAUAGAUUCAUGUUACAUUGGUUCGCACAAUUCUGCAUUUCUUCAGCAGGCUUCUUACAUUACUGGUGGCGUUUAUCUGAAGCCUCAGCAAAUGGAUGGGCUAUUUCAGUAUCUCUCUACUGUGUUUGCUACCGAUUUGCAUUCCCGGACGUUCUUACAGCUUCCGAAGUCUGUCGGUGUGGAUUUUCGUGCAUCGUGUUUUUGCCACAAAAAAACAAUUGAUAUGGGCUUUGUCUGUUCUGUUUGUUUAUCUAUAUUCUGCAAGCAUCACAAGAAAUGCUCUACCUGUGGGUCAGUUUUUGGUGAGACCCCAGUAGCGGUCGAUUCAGUGUCGAAACUGAAGAGAAAAACUCCAGAAACAUGAUUUAACUCUGCUGAGAUGACUCUGAUCUGAAAGAGGUCUGGACAUUGUACGAUUCAGAUCGUUAGUUCGAACAUUCUGAGCCAGUAGUUGGAUCAUGCGACGUGGAACGAUAGCAAGCUAGGUCAUGCAUCUGUAUUCAUCUUUUCCAGGGCUCACAAAUCUGGCAACAAGGUUUCUAUGGAACUUGAGAGACUUCAACUGGAAAAGUUAGUCUGAUGCACUUGCACUGAAAGCUUGAAAGGCUUAGAAGUAAAUGUAAAUUUAUAUUUUUU
This is a messenger RNA of Cucurbita maxima (winter squash), 1411 nucleotides long. Its product is annotated as RNA polymerase II transcription factor B subunit 4. The transcript has 13 exons. Lineage: Eukaryota; Viridiplantae; Streptophyta; Magnoliopsida; Cucurbitales; Cucurbitaceae. Bases 249 to 1139 code for a protein of 296 amino acids. Gene Ontology annotation, biological process: nucleotide-excision repair; regulation of DNA-templated transcription. The record is from RefSeq and is a predicted model, not a curated record. Gene Ontology annotation, cellular component: transcription factor TFIIH holo complex; transcription factor TFIIH core complex.